GCUGGCAGUCAAGAUGGAUCACGUAAAAUCGAUCUCUCAUAUUGUGAUUGUGUUCCUUCUGUUAGGGACAAUUGAAGCAUCUGAGCCAAGGUGUUUGUCACGUUUUGACUACGACGAGAAAAUGCUGCUCAAGAUACUGAGAUUUGAAGACGUCCUUGAGAAGUUCGACAGGAAGAUAACCGACAUGAUGAAUACGUUUGAAGAUAACGAAAGAAAAAGGAACAGUGAAACAAAAGAGGCUUUGGACGAAGCAAAAUUAAAAAUGAAGCAGUUAAUGGAUGAAAUAAAACAAAACACUUCAAAUGUGUUAAUGAGCGACUCAAGAAAUCUUCGAACGCAGAUGCAAGAAGUAGAAGCACUGAGGGUUCAGAUGAGAGGAGAAAUUAACAACCUACAAAGCGCUAUUGCAUUGAACAGAAAAGAAAAUGCUGCUAUAGCGUUCACAGCAAGUGGUCCGGUAGAUUCCCCCUUUCGAUUCGGCAGCGUCCUCACCAACAUUGGUGGCCACUAUAAUCAGAGUACAGGGUACUUCACGUGCGCUGUUCCAGGGCUGUACUAUUUCUCUUUCCAUUUGGUGAAGACGCGAUCAAGUUUAAUAGAUAAUUGUGACUGUUAUCUAGGCAAAAAUGGUGGGUCUGUUGGAAUAAGAGCAUACAUAGAUCCGGAAGAUUAUUCGUCUACAACAGGGGGUGCAGACAAUGGUCACACCGGCGUGAGCAACGGGGCGUACCUACAUCUUAACAGAGGGGAUACUGUCCAACCUUUCCAUUGUUCGUCGGCAGACAGAUUCACGAGCCAUUCUACGUUCAGUGGGGUUCUCAUACAGGCUGAUUAA
This is a messenger RNA of Dreissena polymorpha, 835 nucleotides long. RefSeq lists its product as uncharacterized. The record is from RefSeq and is a predicted model, not a curated record. The transcript is spliced from 2 exons. Bases 14 to 835 code for a protein of 273 amino acids. Gene Ontology annotation, molecular function: protein binding. Lineage: Eukaryota; Metazoa; Mollusca; Bivalvia; Myida; Dreissenidae.